GCUCAGCUAUUCUUGGUAGCUACGUAAUGCUAGCUCAUUUCUGUUGCCUGCAUCUUCCUCUCCAACCAAAGACUGCUAAACACAAGAAGCUGCAUUUACCCGGCUUAUAAUAAGUCUUUAGUCCUGUUUCUGUUAAUAGUUUAAGUAAUGUAGAAUGGCGUCGGGUUUUGGGAAGAUUGUCGUCGGUACUUAUGUGGAGAUAAAGCGCAGUGAUGGACGUAUACACCAGGCAAUGGUGACCUCACUGAAUGAGGACAACGAGAGCGUCACAGUGGAAUGGAUAGAAAAUGGAGACACAAAAGGGAAGGAGAUUGACUUGGAGAGCAUAUUUGCACUAAACCCAGAUGUGGCUCCAGAUGAGGAGAUUGCCCCUAGUCCAGAGACUCCACCCCCUCCUACUCCCACAUGUGUGAAGGUCAAUAAAAUUGCAAAGAAUCGUCGGACGAUAGCACCUACUAAGAAUGACACUCCGUCCAGGGAUAACAGAGUGAUUCCGACCCGCGCCAGACCCCAGCAGCCUCAGCAACCAGAGCCGGCACCACCGCCUCCAUCCCAGCAGCCUGCACAGCUCAACCAAGCUCAGACACAACAGCAACUGCAGAAUGAAUCCUCACAUCAUCUGAUAUCCAGAAAGGAGUCUGGACAGCUUUCGAGGAGGAAGUCAAACUGCGUGAAGGAGGUGGAGAAACUGCAGGAGAAGAGGGAGAGGCGUCGGCUUCAGCAGCAGGAGCUCAGGGAGAAGAGAGCUCAGGAGGUGGAUACCACCAUUCCUAACUAUGAGAUCAUGUACAUGAUCCGAGAUUUCCGAGCCAGUCUAGACUACCGGCCCCUGACCACAGCAGACUUAAUUGAAGAGCACAGAAUAUGUGUUUGUGUGAGGAAACGUCCACUCAACAAAAAAGAGUUGGCCAUGAAGGAUUUGGAUGUGAUCACCAUCCCCAGCAAGGACGUGGUGAUGGUUCAUGAACCUAAACAAAAAGUGGACCUGACCCGCUACCUGGAGAACCAGACCUUCCGCUUUGACUACGCCUUUGAUGACAGCACCACCAACGAGAUGGUUUACAGGUUCACUGCUAGACCUCUAGUGGAGACCAUUUUUGAGAGAGGAAUGGCCACCUGCUUUGCCUACGGGCAGACAGGCAGUGGAAAAACACAUACUAUGGGCGGAGAUUUUUCUGGGAAGAACCAAGACUGCUCUAAAGGAAUUUAUGCAUUAGCUGCUCGGGAUGUAUUUCUCAUGUUGAAGAAACCCAACUACAAGAAGUUAGAUCUACAAGUGUACGCAACCUUCUUUGAAAUCUACAGUGGAAAGGUGUUUGACCUGCUGAAUCGUAAAGCUAAGUUGAGGGUGCUGGAGGACGGAAAACAACAGGUGCAGGUUGUGGGACUUCAGGAGAAGGAGGUGAAGUGCACAGAGGAUGUCCUGAAACUCAUAGAAGUGGGAAACAGCUGCAGAACAUCGGGGCAGACGUCGGCCAACGCUCACUCAUCUCGCAGCCACGCUGUAUUCCAGAUCAUUCUCCGGAGGAAGGGGAAGAUGCACGGCAAGUUCUCCCUCAUCGACCUCGCGGGGAACGAGAGAGGGGCUGAUACAUCGAGUGCCGACCGUCAGACUCGUCUGGAGGGAGCGGAGAUCAACAAAAGCCUGUUGGCCCUGAAGGAGUGUAUCAGGGCUCUCGGACGUAACAAGCCCCACACUCCAUUCAGAGCCAGCAAGCUGACCCAGGUCCUGAGAGACUCCUUCAUUGGGGAAAACUCACGCACAUGCAUGAUUGCAACAAUCUCUCCUGGUAUGACGUCCUGCGAGAAUACACUUAACACACUACGCUACGCCAACAGAGUGAAGGAGUUUGGGAUUAGUCCGUCGGACAUCCCCUUCUCCCAGGGCGGUCAGGGGAGUCGCCCUGACCACUCGCCCACCAAUACCUUUGAGUAUGAUGACUUUGCUGCUACUUCUCCCAGCAGGGUGAAGGAGCUGACAGUGGAUCCCAACCAAGUCAUGGAGGGGGGUCGACCCAACAUCCACGCUGUCAACCAGCUGGACCUUUUAGACGAAGAGUGGCUGAGUAUCUCGCCGCAGAGAGACGACCUCAAACUGCUCUGUGAGCAGAAUGAGGAGGAAGUGUCUCCCCAGCUCUUUACCUUCCAUGAAGCAGUGUCUCAGUUAGUAGAGAUGGAAGAGCAGGUCCUGGAGGACCACCGAGCCGUCUUCCAGGAGUCCAUUCGAUGGCUGGAGGAUGAAAAGGUGCUGCUAGAGAUGACAGAGGAGGUGGAUUAUGACGUGGAGUCGUACGCCACUCAACUGGAGCAGAUCCUAGACCAGAAGAUAGAAAUCCUCACUGAGCUCCGAGAUAAAGUGAAGUCAUUCCGCUCUGCACUCCAGGAGGAGGAGCAAGCCAGUAAGCAGAUCAAUCCCAAGAGGCCACGCGCUCUUUAGAGACUGGAGGCUGAAGAGGUUGAAGUGGCACAUACAGAAACAUAACCACUAGAUGUUUGGCACAACUCAGGCUGUCGAGAGCAGCUGUGAAAACACGAAUAAAAAGGACUGUCUGGUGUAUCAACAGGCUCAAGGAAUUGCAUUUGUUAUGAUCCCUCUCCUAACAAAACUGGCUGUUCACUCACUAUGGUCUUGUUAGAAAACUUGGGAAGGAAAAUAGUUUUCUUUCCUUCCCUUUUAGUAGUUUUUUUUUUUUUCAUGGAGAAUGUUUUAGUUUCCUCUCCCUGUUCUUCUUAAAUUAUUUUCUUUUAUACCUGUUUGUACUUUCUUUAAACAGAAUAUUUUUGACCUGGCUUAAGAAGAGAUCUUCAUUGAACACGUUUUAAGGUUUACCGCACAAAACCAGUAUUUAAUUUCUGGUCGCUCUGGCUGACAUGUCUGCAUGUGCACUCUGUGAUAGCGUAUGUAUGCCACUUUCCUCUGUUUUCAUGCUUUCGAGUCCUCAGUUGGCACUGUAAAGUCAUAUGUCAUUAUAAACGAUCUCUUCUCUCUUUUUCUUCCUUCUCAGAGUCUCUAACAGUUUGGGAGAAGCCUUUAACUGCAGUUGAGCUUCUUCCUUUUGUGUCUCUUUCCUUGUGUCCCUGAGAGGUUUUUUUUACAUGUAGUUGCUUCAGUUGCUUCAGUUUGUGUCAUUGCAUUCUAUGUGGCAACUGACUUAAAAAUUCUUACUUAGUGUAAAACAUGUUUUCCACCCGUUUAACACUUUGUUAUAAAAAUGAAACUAGAAAAACCUGCUAUUAAUAAAUGUAUAGUGAAGACCCCUGACUUACCAUCGGUUAUGUUGCUCAGUGUUUGCAUCGGAUGUAAUGCUGGAUGAAGUAAUAAAAAUUCAUGUGUUUCAUUUGAA
Molecule: messenger RNA, 3344 nt
Organism: Lates calcarifer (barramundi perch)
Lineage: Eukaryota; Metazoa; Chordata; Actinopteri; Centropomidae
Product: kinesin-like protein KIF2A
Exons: 22
Coding region: 155-2437 (760 amino acids)
Biological process (GO): microtubule-based movement
Molecular function (GO): microtubule motor activity; microtubule binding; ATP binding
Source: RefSeq, a predicted model, not a curated record